AUGGCCGCCCUUCGACGGUCAGCCACGAUUCCAAGCGUCCACAGUAACUGGACAGAUAGUACUCCGCCAGCGGCAACGAUUUCGCUGCAUUUCGUGGCAAAGCCGGCCAUGAAACGGAUGUACAAACAACAAGCCAGGAGCUUUAUCGAGCAGCAGCGCGAUUCACCCUUGGUAGCUGGAGGAGAUGUUUUAGAGGUGUUGAUGAGCUACCUUCGGUACAAGUACGUUUCUACGGGUACUAAGGGUCUGGUGCUCUCCGAACUGCAUCGAAGAUAUGACGCUGGCCAUGAGGGCGAUGCAGACAUCAUCAUCCAGAGUUUCGACUUCAACGAGCUCCACGCGCUGAUUCAGAGCGCAAAUGCGAAACCAGACCUGGCCCCGCUUCUUGUUACGUUCUUGAAGAGGCUUUCCUCAAACGAAACCAUGCAUAAUACCCUUGUUUCUCUCCUCGAUAUGGAGGACUGCGCGGUGGUCUUGAAGGUGUUUUCAGAGAGCGCAGUCUGGCCACAGCUGUCUGUUCAAGUUACCGAUGUGGUGCGACGAGUCCGUCAAAUGAAUCACCUCCAUUCACCGAACAAAAAAACAAGCAUGGAAGCUACCCGCGUCUUUUCACGUCUGCUCUCCGACUCCGAGUGGGCGAAGCUGGUUCUGGCCGAGAUACCUUGCCAUGAUUUUCUCGUGCUACUGAGGCAGCCAAGAUCGAGCUCAGAUCUUCUACAGCAGGAUAUAUGGCUCUUGCAGCUACUCAGUGACCAACCCUCACAUGCGAUGACUUUGAUUGAAGGCGGAGUGUUUAACCUUAUUACUGAGUGGAUAAGGUCAGGCGGGGAACCAGCCAUUGUUUACACGGCAUCGCAUCUCCUGGAAUGCAUUCUGCUUCACGAAACAACGAUUCCAGCUGCAAUUCAUGCUGGCCUUUGCUGGCAGCUUGUUCGCGUGCUGCAUCUCACCGACUUCUCCCGCGAGGAUUCAUACAUCGAUCAAGGUGCAAGCAGCAAACGUCCGGUGAAAGGAAUGAGGGCGGCUGUGGUUCGUUGCCUACAUCGGCUUAGCCACGACCCCCGCGCUGCCCAUAUUCUUUGUAACGCGUUUCAAAUGUUUCCUGGGAGUCGCUGGCUCGACGCCGACCUACGGGAUCCAAAUUACUGCGAGGCAGCGGCCAUGGCACGAUCCGAUCCGUGUGAAUUGCUCGAAAAGCUUACGCUUGCCGGCCGAAAUCGGCCUGACAUCGACCUGUAUGACGUUGGUGGUCUUCCGUUCUUGUUCAUUUCCCUGAGCAACAUGUUUACUCGUGUAUCUGCCAUACGGACCCUAGCGAUGAUAUCUUUCGACAGUGUCACCCUAUCCGAGCCUAUGAAAAAGCGAGCACAUCUACUACACUCUUCCGAUGAGGAACUUCGGGACCGCACUGAUUAUCCUGACUUGCUAGGAGUGCUGGUUCAUGGAGAGCCCAAAUUUUUCGCGGCGCUGGCCGAUAAAACUAUGCAACGCGCGUUCCAGGUUGCUUCACAAAGACGCACCGAUUGCGACCACAAUGGAUGUCCGAACAUCAGGGGACAAUGGUUGAGUGGAAUGUCGGAACUGCGCAGAGCUGUCGACUCUUUAUUGACAUCAGACGAAGCACUUGAAAUUAUCACAACGCACUCUGCUUCUUUGCAAGACCCACCGAAAGGAGACUCUCCUUACCGUUUAGACCAUCUCGUCGAGGCCAUGUUAAAGCAUGCGCCAACGGAGAAUGGCACCCGAUAUGUUGCCCUUGUCAUUAUAGAUGCGCAAACCAGCUCCAAUCCUGCUCUCACUCUGGUAGAAGUCGCUGAAGCGUGGCUCAACCAUUUGAUUGUGCCGAUGUUAACGCUCCGGCUAGAGAACCCUUCGCGCUCAUCGCGUCUCAAUGACAGCGGUAGUAGCGAUGACACCCUCCCGAAACAACCUUCUUUGCAUGACCUUUUGCUACAGCGAGAAGGCUAUCGCGCGCUCAUCUCUGAUGUCUGGGACGGAGGGUAUAUGCAGCGUCUCAUGCUGUCCGGCAAACAACUACCUAACAUUAUCCGUGGUAUCCAUCCCACCAAGGCCACGCGCAUCCUUCCUAUCUCUUCCGCCUGUCCAAUCGACAGCACCGACAUGUUCUGGGCCAUGUUCCAGGCGUGGACCGAUAUGUCGCGCGAAGCUAUAUCGGAGCUCGAAACCGACUCUCCCUGCCACGCUAUGUUGCUGGGCCAAUUCGACCACUGGCUCGUCCGCGGUUUCAGAUGCUAUUUCGAGCCGGUUUCGAACGAGCCUAACACGUAUGUUGGGCGAACUUUGGCCGAUCGCAUGAUGUUUUCGACUGGCCAACGAGCCACGCAAAUCAAGUUCACGGGUAACGACCCCCCAAGCCCCGAGUUGUUCCGGAUCCAUGCAGCGUACGCGCAUGUCUUUCAUGCUUGUGGAGUCGACCAGAUAUGCUAUGCGCCGGGGUAG
Messenger RNA from Mycena indigotica, 2460 nucleotides. RefSeq lists its product as uncharacterized. NCBI's taxonomy places the organism in Eukaryota, Fungi, Basidiomycota, Agaricomycetes, Agaricales, Mycenaceae. The transcript has 10 exons. Bases 1 to 2460 code for a protein of 819 amino acids. The record is from RefSeq and is a predicted model, not a curated record.